GCGUCGGACUGCAACCCCCGGCAUACACCGCGUCGGAGGCGGGGGCUACGGCGGCCGGUAAGGGUUGGUGUUGUCACCUUGGCCAUGACGGCCGGGCCGCCUCCGCCGCUGGAGCCCAGCCCGCUGCCCACGUUCGCUGAAGAGGGAUUCGGGGAGAAGUUCCUGCGCAAGACCCGCGAGAACCCCCUGGUGCCCCUCGGCUGCCUGUGCACCGUCGGCGUCCUGACCUACGGACUGAUCAGCUUCAAGAAAGGCAACACUCGGCGCUCCCAGAUGAUGAUGCGGGCGCGUGUCGUGGCCCAGGGCUUCACCUUCGCCGCCCUGCUGGGAGGCAUGGUGGCCACGGCCAUCAAAUCCCGACAGUGACAUCGGGCAAGAGCGAAGCUGCGGCCACGGGCAAGCGUCUACCAGCCUCGGCUAGCAGGGUGGAUCCUGGCUGCGGAUGGAGUUUUCUGAGAGACUGUUGUGAUGUCUCGGUGGAGCCAGUUCUGGAGCACUGGAAAUGGGGUGAAUACACUUUGUGAUUAACAUGUAA
Molecule: messenger RNA, 535 nt
Organism: Corvus hawaiiensis (hawaiian crow)
Lineage: Eukaryota; Metazoa; Chordata; Aves; Passeriformes; Corvidae
Gene: HIGD2A
Product: HIG1 hypoxia inducible domain family member 2A
Exons: 2
Coding region: 85-366 (93 amino acids)
Biological process (GO): mitochondrial respirasome assembly
Cellular component (GO): mitochondrion
Source: RefSeq, a predicted model, not a curated record